Messenger RNA from Vicugna pacos (alpaca), 1346 nucleotides. The record is from RefSeq and is a predicted model, not a curated record. NCBI's taxonomy places the organism in Eukaryota, Metazoa, Chordata, Mammalia, Artiodactyla, Camelidae.
UCUGCUUCUGAGGGUUGGCUGAGCUUGUAUGUGUCAGGCACUCAGCCGAACUCGUUAGAUGGAGCCACAUUCAAACUGUCAACUCUGGGGCUGAAGAGCUUUGCUGGGGAAACAGUCAGAAAAUACUCUGGAGGCAGAGUGGCCGGAGAGGUCUGGAAGGCAGAGAGAAGCCUCUGGAUCUAGGGUCUCCCGAGAGGAGAUGGUAUUUUGUCCUGGAAUCCCUGCCUUGACCACAUCCCUAACCUGACCAGCAGCUCAGCCCCAGCCCUGCACGGUCCAGGUGGAAGCGGGAACAGCAGAGGCGGGAGAGGGCGGGAAAGGAAAGCCCACGGACCGGCAGGCGGAGCCUCCUGACCAAGUCUGGCCUGGCUGGAAGGGGAGGGGGCCGUGGGCCGAGACGUCAGAUGCCAUCAGCUCCCUACGGACUGUUAAAGUCGUCGCUGUGCUGCCAAGCGGGCCGGGGCGUCUGCAGAGGUCCUCUGCCUCCUCAGCCGCCUCCUGCCACCCGCCUGGGCUGCCCAUGCUGGGCAGCCGGCCCUGACUGCACAAGGCAGACGUGUGACCUCUCCAGCCAGCUAUGUCCCUGUUGCCUGGCACCGUGGGCUUGGCAGGCCUGUUCUUCUGGGCAGGCCAGACAAUGAACACCUUGAUGCCCAAUGCCACCCUGGCACUGGCCCAGACCAAGGGCGCAACUGUGCAGCCCCUGAGUGGCCUGGGGGUGCCCAGGUACCGGCGGAAGCGCCACAUCUCGGCCCGGGACAUGAAUGCCUUACUGGAUUAUCACAACCACAUCCGGGCCAGCGUGCACCCACCUGCUGCCAACAUGGAGUUUAUGGUCUGGGAUGAGCAGCUGGCCAGGUCUGCUGAGGCCUGGGCCACCCAGUGCAUUUGGUCCCACGGGCCCCCACAGCUGAUGAGAUACGUGGGCCAGAACCUCUCCAUCCAUUCUGGCCGGUACCGCUCGGUGGUGGAUCUCGUGAAGUCUUGGUCUGAGGAGAAGCGAAAUUACUCGUUUCCGGCCCCGAGGGACUGCACCCCGCACUGCCCCUGGCGCUGCAGUGGCCCCGUCUGCUCCCACUAUACCCAGAUGGUGUGGGCAUCCUCCAAUCGGCUGGGCUGUGCCAUCCACACCUGUAGCAGCAUCAAGGUCUGGGGCAGCACCUGGCACCAGGCUGUGUACCUGGUCUGCAACUACGCCAUCAAGGGUAACUGGAUCGGCGAGGCACCGUACAAGAUGGGGAGGCCGUGUUCUGCCUGCCCUCCCAGCUACCAAGGCAGCUGCAACAGGAACAUGUGCUUCUCUGGGCUCAAGUUCAACCGGCUCCCACGGGUCUGAAGUUUCUCUG